GUCAACAUAAGGUCAUAUUGAUAAAACGUAUUUCAGAGGAGAGGGUGCGAACGGGAUUGUCAAACACGUCCAUGAAAGGGCAGUGCUUUCGUGGACACAAGUCCAGGGCACAGCGGCCGCGGCAAGCAUUGCUCAAGCCAUGGCUUGUGCGUCAUUAGACGAACUUCUCGCCAAGAUGCGUGGCGGGGAAGCCGGGGAGGAGAAAAGGCCAGUCUCGUCGAGCUCCACGUCAAGCCGCUUGCCACCAAGAGGAACAUACAUGGACGUCCAAGAACUCGACGACGACGACUGGGAAGGCGACAACUCGGACGCUAUUGUAUACAUUGCGCCGAAACAGUUCGCUACUUGCCAUGUCUCGACGACACAUGCCAAGAUCGUCUCGAGCAAGGGGUCCACAACAACGAACGAUAUCAAGGCAUACAUCGACCACGCCAUUAGUUUGAAACGAAAAGCCCUCGAUAUGGAAAAGUCAAGUGCUGCGUACCGAGACGCGUUGGACCUCUAUACAGAGGCGGGGUGCAUAUUUCUGCGAGCUGGGCGGGCGUCACCACCUGGUUUCCUGCAGAAUGCGCUGAAGAUGGAGGCUUUCUCGUUGCUGAUACAAGCCGAACGAUUAGAGCGAUGGAGCAACCUCCUCAUGCGUGGUUCUUGCCCCGGGAGUGCCUUGAAUUGUGACUCGCACGUCGCUAGCCCAAGGUGCCUACGUACAAGAUUCCUGUCGUGAAGUCCACUUGCACAGCAGACGUCGAGACCCAGGGCAACCACUGCGAGGCCAUAGAGACAACCGUCCCGCCUCCAUGUAUCAUUUCGUAAUCUGACAUCGUCCCGUCUGCCUCAA
Messenger RNA from Aphanomyces invadans, 838 nucleotides. RefSeq lists its product as hypothetical. The transcript has a single exon. The record is from RefSeq and is a predicted model, not a curated record. Bases 140 to 724 code for a protein of 194 amino acids. Lineage: Eukaryota; Oomycota; Saprolegniomycetes; Saprolegniales; Verrucalvaceae.